GGCGGGCAGAGCGGAGCGGAGGCAGGCAGGCAGAGGAACGAUGGCAGCCGCGGCAGUGGCUGAGUUUCAGAGAGCACAGUCUCUUCUUGGAACAGACCGGAAUGCCUCUAUCGACAUCUUACACUCAAUCGUGAAGCGGGACAUCCAGGACAGCGAUGAGGAGGCGGUGCGUGUUAAGGAGCAGAGCAUCCUGGAGCUGGGCGGGCUGCUGGCGAAGACGGGACAGGCUGCAGAACUUGGCGGCCUGCUUAAAUAUGUCCGGCCCUUCCUCAACUCCAUCUCCAAGGCCAAGGCAGCCCGGCUGGUCCGCUCCCUGCUGGACCUCUUCCUGGACAUGGAGGCGGCCACAGGCCAGGAGGUGGAGCUCUGCCUGGAGUGCAUCGAGUGGGCCAAAGCCGAGAAGAGGACCUUCCUCAGACAGGCGCUGGAGGCCCGACUCAUCUCGCUGUAUUUCGACACAAAGUGCUACCAGGAGGCGUUACAACUCGGCUCCCAGCUGCUGCAGGAGCUGAAGAAGAUGGACGACAAGGCGCUGCUGGUGGAGGUCCAGCUGCUGGAGAGCAAGACGUACCACGCGCUCAGCAACCUCCCCAAAGCCCGCGCCGCCCUCACCUCCGCCAGGACCACCGCCAACGCCAUCUACUGCCCUCCCAAACUACAAGCAGCUUUAGACAUGCAGUCAGGGAUCAUUCACGCGGCGGAGGAGAAGGACUGGAAGACGGCGUACUCCUACUUCUACGAGGCCUUUGAGGGCUACGACUCCAUCGACAGCCCCCGAGCCAUCACAGCCCUCAAAUACAUGCUGCUCUGUAAAAUCAUGCUCAAUGCACCGGAGGACGUCCAGGCCCUCAUCAGCGGGAAGCUGGCUCUGCGGUACGCGGGCAGACAGACGGACUCACUGAAGUGUGUGGCUCAAGCGAGUAAGAACCGGUCGCUGGCAGACUUCGAGAAGGCGCUAACGGAGUACAAAGCCGAGCUGAGGGAUGACCCCAUCAUCAGCACCCAUCUGACCAAGUUAUACGACAACCUGCUGGAGCAGAACCUGAUCCGGGUCAUCGAGCCCUUCUCCAGAGUCCAGAUAGCACACAUCUCGUCCCUCAUCAAGCUUCCCAAGGGAGAAGUGGAGAGGAAACUAUCACAGAUGAUUCUGGAUAAGAAGUUUCACGGUAUUUUGGACCAAGGCGAAGGCGUGCUGAUCGUCUUCGACGAGCCGGUGGUGGAUAAGACGUACGAGGCGGCGUUAGAGACCAUUCAGAACAUGAGCAAAGUGGUGGAUUCGCUCUACAACAAAGCAAAGAAGCUCACAUAAGAGAGUUUGGAGCGGCGCGGGCCGGCCGGACCCCGUCGGACCGCUCGCUUCACCUUGGGAGAGGGGGGGAGGAGGGGUUGCGGCGAGGACGAGGACGCCACAGAAACCCAGCCGGCAGGCGGAGGAACCAGCGGACCAGCUGAACCAACCCGGCCCCUCCCCCCUCCUCCUCCCUUCUUCUCUCUCCCCCCUCCUCUCACUGUUUCUUCCUCCAAUUUGAUUGGAGGUCGAUCAGACACAAAGUGCUCCCCCCUGUGGACAAAACCAGGCACUGCGCCUUCCCGCUCCCCUCCACCUGCGGUUUCUUACUCUGUACAUAAUUUUUUUUUUUUUUUUUCGAUUUUUUUUUGUUUUUCGUUUCCUCUCCUCGUCCGUCUCUGCGCUGGCCAUCAGGGAACCUUGUAAAAUACCAAAACACAAAACAAAACACACCUGUAUGAUAACACAAGCCGAGCCCACUCCUCGCUGUCGGGCCUGAAACUGAAUGUUUGAAUCUGAGAAAAAAAAAACAAGCUUUCACUGAGAACGACCCCCUCCUCUCCCCCCACACUCACUCACAAGGCAUUCUGGGAUGCGUGGACCAUACAGGGAACUCCUCCUCUGUCCACUCGGGACCAUUUUCUCCUCCCACACCGGGGGUCUCCUGCAGCCCCCCCCUCCUCCUCCUCUCAUUUGUAUAUAACAUCGCCAAGCGCUCCUUCCAUUCAAGGCCUGAUGUUUAUUCACACUGUCCCCCCUUUUUUUAAUGUGUAAGAACAGUAAACCUGCCGCAGAGAGCUCGGCUGGUCUCUCACACACACACACACACUGACACACACUCGAUGAGUUGAUUGGGCAGGUUUUGCUGUAGAAAAUCAAACUGUACAUUUCUGGGAACUUAAUUUUGCAAGGACUCGAGGGUUUACCAUAUAUGACAUAGAGAGAAAUGCUAAUAAAAAAAAAAUGAAAC
Molecule: messenger RNA, 2258 nt
Organism: Salarias fasciatus (jewelled blenny)
Lineage: Eukaryota; Metazoa; Chordata; Actinopteri; Blenniiformes; Blenniidae
Product: 26S proteasome non-ATPase regulatory subunit 11A
Exons: 12
Coding region: 41-1309 (422 amino acids)
Molecular function (GO): protein binding
Source: RefSeq, a predicted model, not a curated record